AUGAAGCGUGGUAAUGUGCGCAGCCAAGAGGUAACAGACGCUCAAGGCCGUCGACGUUUCCACGGAGCCUUCACUGGCGGCUUCUCUGCUGGUUAUUACAACUCUGUGGGCAGUCAAGAAGGAUGGACCCCGCAGACGUUCUCCUCGUCUCGUGGUAGUCGCCCGUCGAGAGUUGAGCAACGUCCUGAGGAUUUCAUGGAUGAGGAAGACGAUCCGCUGCUGGGCAAACGUCUGGAGACGUCGGAACUCUACGAUACGCUGCAAACAGACGCCAAACGACGACUACAACAGCAAUGUCAGCCACAUGGGUCUAGUGCUGCCGUCAUCCCGGGGUUCACACUUCCUGAAGAUUGGGCGUUGCCGGUGAAUGAGUCGAUUGGAGCCAAGCUCUUGAAGCAAAUGGGCUGGAAAGAAGGACAUGGCAUUGGUCAGCACGUGCGACGGCGAAAGUUCAAGAAGAAAGAGGCAAAAUUGCUACAACAAGAUGAAGGUGAGGAGGAGGUGUACAUGCCACCUCGAAAGGUGUUCGACGUGCAGAAAACUUUCCCGAAACCAAAGUUGGACCGGUUUGGAGCUGGCUUUGACCCGUACACGGAUGCUCCUGAGUUUUCACUCUGUAAACGAGAGCAGAAGGAGAGACAGAAAGCAACUGAGUUGUCUCACCACCAAGGAGUGUCGUUUGUGGACGCUUUGAAGAUCACGAACGGUAGUAACCGUGCAACGAGUGCGUACGGACUGAGUGCGCUGGAAGAAAAUGAUGAUGUGGACGUGUACGGGACCGUCUCAAUGGCCGAGUUUGAUCGAGUGAUUGCGUCAACUAGGACGAAAAGUGACGUAAAGCGACUGGGUUCAUCGACUUUAGGGUCCCACGGACUUGAGAAGACGAGGCACAGCCGAGCGCUUUGUUCAGACGGGCGGCCAGUGCUUCCUGGCUUCGACCUGGCGGGUUCCAGAGAGAAGCCCUCGAAGGAAGUAAUUCCGCGUCUAGCAGUUCCGUCCGGAUUUAAGGCACAUCAUCGAUUUGGUGAGGCUGAAGGCGAAGACGAUGCUGUAACACGUAUGUAUCACAAGCAUAAUUUUGCGACAGCAAAGACUGUAGCUGGCUCAGUUGUAACAGCGAAGCAGAGAAGUGCUCUAUUCGACGACGAUCGUCAAAAUACUCGAUUUGACACAGGUAAGGUGGGAGCUGAUGCUGCUGAAGUUGUGAAACCAAUCGGGAGUGUGUUUGACUUGCUUGGCGAAGACCAGAAAGCGAAGCUAUUCAGUGCUGCCGAACGAGCUAAACAGGGGUCGGUCUCGUCUCACAGAACCCCUGCCGCUGUGGUCAAAGCGUCGACUACAUUGAACGACCGGGAGCCAUUGGUACGAGGUAGUGCCGGCUGUCAGUUUCGCGCAAAAAUUUCUGCGUCCAUCGCCAAGAGGUUUGUCGCGUCAACGUCUACUGCGGGCGCGGGUAAAAGUGACUGUGUGCAAAACGAAGAGCCUCAAGCCAAGGUGUUGCGUCGGUCUCAGAGUUCAUGGAUUCCAAAAUCAUUGCUGUGCAAACGCUUUCACGUGAAGUGUGUGGGACCGACUGGAUCAAGCGGUAAGGAUGACGAGAACGGCAAGAAGCGCGAUUUGUUUGAUGAGGAACUUGUUCCGCGCUUGAUGGAAUACGCCGCUGAUCGAGCUGCUUGCAAUCAAUCAGAGGCCGGUGGCAAUGAGAUUGUUCCAGCCGGCGAGCCCCAAGGACUAGAGGCCCAGGAUCUGCCACCAUUACCUGCAGUCAAGCACAUUUCUGCCGGUCUCCUGAAAUCCAUUUUUGAGCCUUCGGAUGAGUCGGAGGUGAGUGAAGAAAGUAGUGACGAAGGUAGUGACGAUGACAAGGACGAGAAUCGGACCAGCAAAGUUGAUGAGAGCAAGCAAGAGCUGCCUUCUACGUGGUCGUUGGAAACGCAUCGCAAGUCAUGGACAGGUGGUACUGAAGAUUUGCCAUGUAACAGCGCUGGUGCACACUCAAGUUCAUCUGGUGAUGGCACGGGAACUGCCAUUGGUGUUGCCGCGAUUCGUGGUGUCAACGAACAUGCGAAAAGAUCCGUAAAACGAUCGCGUAGUAUUGACGCUGGCAAUGGCUCGGACAUCGAACGACGCACAAAGGAUGAGAAGCAUAAACACGCAAAGCGUAAGAAACGUCACAAACAGCGCUCUUCACACGAUGAGAAGAGCAAGAAGAAGGACAGAACGGAACGCAAGUCGCACAAACACCGAUCGUCCAAGCGUUCCAGACGAAGUCGAAGCAGAGAUCGGAGUGCUAGGCGAAAGUGA
This is a messenger RNA of Peronospora matthiolae, 2304 nucleotides long. NCBI's taxonomy places the organism in Eukaryota, Oomycota, Peronosporomycetes, Peronosporales, Peronosporaceae. The record is from the annotation of a GenBank genome assembly.